AUGAAAGAGGAUAAACCGUCAAGAAGGGAAGAAGAUUCCAUCCCCCCAGCUGACGAUGAUUCAACUAGCAUAUCAAGUGGAAUGAACGAAGCUCUUGAUUCGGAAUCCAUUGUCUUCAACCGGAUGCCACUUCUCAACUACUUUAGAAUUGGAGGCUCGUCAGUCCCUGGUGUCGAUCCAGGGGCCACAAUCAAUGACACUGGAAACCAGGAAGAUCAGAUCUGCAUGUGUUCAGCAAUGGCACAGGUAAUGGUGGAAACUUCUGGACUGGCGCCGUCAAGUUCGGAAGGUAAAAGGAGUGCCUCUUCAAACCUUGGAACUGGUGACAACGACCACCGUCAUCUAUUGAAUUCAGAUCUCUGGAAGCACCCGUAUCAUGUGAUCGCCUUUGGUCUGAAGGAUGGAAGCAUCGAAUUUCGUUCUGCGUAUAGUGGAGCUUUGCUGAUUAACGAGGAAAGAUUCACUAUUCCUGGCGUUCAAUCUGAUGUUCCUCCUCCAGUGGUUGACAUCUCCUUUGAUUCCACAGGAACAGCAAUGGUUGCCAUUGACCUUGAUGGGAAUGUUGCUAUGUGGGAGAUCAAGUACUCGGUAUCCUUUCAACACCGGGGAACCCGAGACAGCCAUCUUCUUCGAUCAUCAGAAGCUCCUCCAGUAUCUCAUGUCAAUAGGAAGGAAGCGCAAAAGGAAUCCGAAAGUUGUCUGUUUUCCCUUCCGACUUUGACCGUGGAUUCUGUCUCUGUCUCCAGAAGUAGGUAUCCAAAUUCAUGGGCGAAACCUACAUGUAUCACCAUUGAUCCAGCAAAUAGACGGAGUAGAGAGAAGAGCUUCAUCACUGGCUUCCAAGAUGGGCGGUUGGUCCUCACUCGUCGUGGUGGACUGUUCCAGCGAAGGAAUGAUACGGUUGUCUAUCAUGGAACACCUGAUGCAUCUGAAAGUUUCAUCAAAUAUCGAGGCAUCGAAUGUAUUGCAUGGAGAGGCUCGUUUGUGGCAUGGGCUGAUGCAAAUGGUAUCAAACUGCUGGAUGUGCAAUCAUUGACAAGAAUUGCGCACAUUGAUAGACCUAGUGGAGCCCGUCCAUCAUUGUACCCAUCAAUCUCAUCACUGCAACCCUCCCUCGUUUUUGAGAGAAGUCAUUCAUUGCUGAUUAGUUGGGGUGAUUGUUUGAUGGUGAUCGAAAUUGAGGACUCGAAGGAACCAGGCAGCGCAAACAAAAAGCGUAGUGUUGAGUGCUCUAUGGCAUGGGAAUUGGAUUGCGUCGCUUGUGGGGUUGCGCCAUUGGACACUGAUCACGUCCUUGUAUUGGGUUUAGUCCCAGUAGAAGACGACGCAGAGAGUGUUACAGUGGCUGCCAGAGCGAACGAUAUCGAUGUUCAGAUUUUGUCACGAGCUGAUGGGGCAGUAGUCUACUGUGAUUCACUCCCUGUUCUUCAAAGAUCAAAUAUUAGUUCUGCAGUUGGUGGAGACGUAUCAAAAUCGGGCACUUCUUUAAAACUGCUUUCUUCGUUCGCACUAUCGAAGAUGGAAGAUUCGAUCGAAGUGGAGGAACAAAAGCGAUUCAUUUCGAAUGCAAUGGGCGAGUUGGACACGUCGGUGCUCUUUGCACCAGAUUUCGGCGAAGCUGGAAAUCAUGUUUUCCACGACGCUCAUUUGCAAUGGAAUUUGAUAUCGGCCUAUGAGGAAGAAGCAAACGUUACCUAUUUUGACGGAGAGACGGACAGCGUUGAUAGUGACGAUUAUGGAUUCAUUUUACGACCAGAGGCUGAUCUUCUCGGCAGCAAACGCGAAAAUGAAACGCCAACUGGUGCACCACCUGUCAUGGUUAUCGUCACACCGUCAGCCAUGAUUCGUUCGCAGACGUCCACAGUCGAUGAUGCAAUUGCCCAUGCAUUGUCACGAAACAUGAGUGCGCUUGCUCUAAAGCACGGUCUUCUCCACAAGCAGGAGAUACGUCGAUAUCAAACUGUUGAUUUGGUUGACAACUUCCUUCAAUCUCUGUUACGCUUAAAUAAAAAGUAUCGCGGUGAAAUGGAUGCUCCUGUUCCAACUAGCUCACGGCCACUCUCUUUGCGCAGGAUGCAGAUUGCGCUGCGGUCGAUGCCAAACCUCCUUGGAGACCGGGUUGCCAGGUGGGAAAAGUGGAUUAAAAAGCUAGAUGCUAUCCCUGGAGUAAUAUUUCUUUUGCGGGAGAACCUUCCAGUACGAGAUCCUGUCUUGCCACCGUUGGUGUAUGAAAGGGUCUUAAUAAAGAUGUUUCGAGAGGUCGAAGACUUGAUUCACGAUGACACUGAGUCAAGGAAAGGGCUAUUCCUACGUGAGGAAGCAGUUGACCAUUUCUUAAACAGUUUGCUUUCGUGGGGUCCAUCGAGUGCGCUCCAAGAAUACAUUGGGUUGUAUAGUCCUAGAAACAGAAAAUCCAGGGAGUGCCAGACACUAGAGAUUGCGCUGCGUCGGAGACAUUUCCAGUCUAGCAAAGGGUUUUUAAGUUUUCCUGCAACUACUUUGGAGACUGAAUCGGAUACAGCUACUUCCGAACCCCCUGAGAGAUCGACGGAAGGAGCUAAGGAGUCGUUGUAUUCGAUCGUGAACGUCAUGAAGAUAAUUGCAAUUCAUGCACCUAUGCUUACAAAACGCGGCGAGUUCGAAAAUGGGGUGCAGGAAAGUGAAGAUAGCGACAGACGGAUGAACAGCCUUCUUUCAUUCGAAGCAAUGGGUCGAUCAACGAAAUCGAACGGAGCGCCAUUAGUGCAGCAAAAGAACCCCGUUCCAUUAACUCACCGAGGGAGAAAAGAUUCUUUGCCAAACGAAUCUCCGCCACUAUUUGCCUUGAUUCAACUCGUUGGUUUGGAUCGUGGAAGCCGUUUCUUGAUGGAGCAUUGCGUCGCUCCCGAGCUGCCCUCUCUCGAAGUAGAGUUUGAGGUCUCAUCUAUGAGCGGGACGAAAGACAUGGUGCAGAAAGAGACUCUGCCACUAGACCUUGUUGCAAGACAGCUUGAACGUAGUCCACCCUUCUUAUAUUGGUACCUCAACAUGAUUUUCACCGAGAAGCCAGAGCUCUACGUGAGGUUUCCAAACAACUAUAUCCCUCCAAAAACCGUUACAGAGCUUCAUCGAAAGCAUCUUGACUUACACGUCAAAUUCGCUGAUGGCAACAAGUUCUCUGACCAAGCUUUAUUGGGGGUUGAAAAAUAUGAAGUGAACACCUUUUCAACACCACUUUUAUCAUUCUUGAAGGCUGCCCUCCCAGUUGGCGGACUUUCCGCUUUGGAAGUAAGGAGAUUGCUCGAAUCUCAUCGGUCAAAAGAAGCUGCAGGGAGUGACAAGUCGCUUUCGGCACAAAAGUCUAGUUGUUUUGCGCUCGAGUUGGCCUUCGUAAUUGAACACUCCGGCGACCAAUCAGCAACUGAAGCCAAGGGAAUAUUGGACCUAUAUUUAGAUGGGGCAAACUCUCUGAACCUCGCAGUGUCAUACGCACAGAGACAAAAGGAUUAUUCCAAUCUUCUUUGGGAUGAGCUGAUCGGCUAUUGCCUAGACAACGUAUCCCAAAGAAGAGAAGGCGAGGGACUACUUUUCGGUGCACUGCUUGAGGCAUCAGCAGUAUAUGGGGCUGAUUUAUCUCGCCUAGUUUCUAGAAUACCAGCAGGGAUGGUUGUUGAAGGAUUGCGCCCACGUCUGGUUUCCGCAGUCGCAGACUACAGGUUGAAGCUAGACGUUCACGAAGCUGCAUUGACGGUAUCAGAAGAAGAAAAAUCUUCGAUGCAAAGGCAAGUAGCUCAUCGCUCAAAGAGAGGAGUUCGAUAUUCUCCAAUUUGGAAUGCGAAAGGUACGAAUGGUGGGAACAGUGAUUCUGUAGCUGAUCCUUCAAAGGAAGAUCAUUCGAAGGCGAUUGCAAUUACAAAACCAAAACUCCGACGCGACAGGUAUCGCCUUUCGUACUCGUCACCAAUGAGAUAA
This is a messenger RNA of Cylindrotheca closterium, 3951 nucleotides long. Lineage: Eukaryota; Bacillariophyta; Bacillariophyceae; Bacillariales; Bacillariaceae. The record is from the annotation of a GenBank genome assembly.